Molecule: messenger RNA, 942 nt
Organism: Thlaspi arvense
Lineage: Eukaryota; Viridiplantae; Streptophyta; Magnoliopsida; Brassicales; Brassicaceae
Source: the annotation of a GenBank genome assembly
AUGGAUCAUCGCACGACGUCGUUUUCGCUUCUCCUCUUGGUCUCUGCCUUCUCCAUUCUUGAGAUUUCAUUUGCUCAAGACGCUCCAACGACUCUUGUUCCUGCAAUCAUUACAUUCGGAGACUCUGUAGUUGAUGUUGGAAACAACAACUAUCUUCCGACCAUAUUCAGAGCUGAUUACCCUCCUUAUGGCCGUGAUUUUUCUGGCCACAAACCCACCGGCCGUUUCUGCAACGGAAAAUUAGCAACCGACUUUACCGCUGAGACUUUAGGCUUCACUAAGUACCCACCAGCUUAUCUAAGUCCCGAAGCUUCAGGUAAGAACCUUCUCAUUGGUGCUAACUUCGCUUCUGCAGCUUCAGGUUACGAUGACAAAGCCGCUCUUCUCAAUCAUGCGAUCCCGUUGUAUCAGCAAGUUGAGUACUUUAAGGAAUACAAGAGCAAGCUCAUAAAAGUUGCAGGAAGCAAACAAUCUGACUCGAUCAUAAAGGGAGCGAUCUAUCUCUUAAGUGCAGGAAGCAGUGACUUCGUUCAAAAUUAUUAUGUGAAUCCUUUUCUUUUCAAAGUCUACACUCCUGAUCAGUACGGAUCUAUGCUUAUCGAUAACUUCUCUACAUUUAUCAAGCAAGUGUAUGCGGUUGGAGCAAGGAAGAUCGGUGUGACUUCUCUGCCUCCAACGGGAUGUCUUCCAGCUGCAAGAACUCUUUUCGGUUUCCAUGGAAAAGGCUGUGUCUCAAGACUCAACACAGAUGCUCAACAAUUCAACAAGAAGCUUAACGCAGCUGCUUCAAAGCUUCAGAAGCAAUACUCUGGUCUUACCAUUGUUGUCUUCGACAUAUUCACCCCACUCUAUGAUCUUGUUCAGUCCCCUGCCAGUUCCGCUGCCAAUCAGAUUCUUGCCACUUCUUUAAUUGGACAGGGCUUCUCUCUCAUCGGCGGUUGA